UUGGGACGUGAGUAGAUCCGCUGUCCACGAAAGUGCGAAAAAAAUGAUUCGCAACACCUUGGGGGGCAAAGGAGACGGACCAGUGGCAUCAGAAAUCCAACCAGUCGAGGUGAAAGCAAAGCUCGAUCUUACUAGUCGACAAGGGGAAAACUUGACUGCUCGUGCGCUAGAUGCGCAUGCAAGCAGGCCCUCACAGAGCCACAGUGCAUUAGCCGUGUCAGAAAUCGCGAGAAAUUCGCCUACCACAACGCAUCGCAUAUCCCUUGACAAGAAAGGGUCAUAUGAAGCAUUGCUUUUGGCGUAUUGCCAUGAACAAGGACUCAAAAGGCCGGUGUUCAAUCAUAAAGAAGCUAGUCCCGGGCAGUUCACCAUGUCUGUGAUUGUCGGCAAGGAAAAGUUUUCGCUGAACACGCUAUUCUCAAACCUGCAUGCCGGCAGAGAAGGCAUCUGUCGCAAA
This is a messenger RNA of Acaulospora colombiana, 457 nucleotides long. Lineage: Eukaryota; Fungi; Glomeromycota; Glomeromycetes; Diversisporales; Acaulosporaceae. The record is from the annotation of a GenBank genome assembly.